Messenger RNA from Bubalus bubalis (water buffalo), 590 nucleotides. Its product is annotated as prostate and testis expressed protein 3. The record is from RefSeq and is a predicted model, not a curated record. Bases 1 to 273 code for a protein of 90 amino acids. The transcript is spliced from 3 exons. NCBI's taxonomy places the organism in Eukaryota, Metazoa, Chordata, Mammalia, Artiodactyla, Bovidae.
AUGGCAGCAGUGACACCACUGAAAUGCAUAACCUGCCACCUUCGUACACAGACAGAUCGCUGUAGAAGAGGCUUUGGAGUCUGUGUUGCUAAGAAUUAUGAGAGAUGCAUGAUCUUAAAGAUCUUCCAGGGUGGAACCCUCCAGUUAUCGUAUCUGGUGUGUCAGAGAUUCUGCAGAGAUCUGACAUACACUUUCCAGGGUCGAACUUAUGUUCACAAAUGCUGCAACUACAAUUAUUGUAACUUCAAAACGCUAAAAUACUUCUACUCCUGAGUUGUCCCUUUAAAAUGUUACCAGUACGUCUCUGCCUUCACAGUUGGCCUGCCCUGGCUUUUCUGCCCUGUCUGUUCUGGAGGGACCCCAGCCCUCUCUGUAACUCAGUGUUAGCCUUGCUAUUGCCUAAGCUUGGUUUCUACCUCAGUCAGAGGAUUACCAUCCUGAACAACAGAAUUCUCCCAUUACAAGGACUGGCAUUUCUGUACUUCAAGAAGCUUACCCUCAGAAGCACCGUAGAAAAUUUUAAAAUAAGACCAUUCUAGAUCCUGGUGGCGUAUCUUAGCUAGUGGAGGUGGACUAGAAAUUCUUCAGCU